AGUUACGAGGAGGCGACGUUCCCCCUGGGGGAGGAGCAGCGGGGGGAGGAAGAGCCAGAUUUCUCCCUGCACUUCCAGCUGCGGGAGGUGAAGAGCUCCCUGCUGGAGGUCAAGGAGAAGAUGGAGGACAUCCGGAUGGGAGAGGUCCGGCCCAGAGGCUCCGGCUCGGCUGGAGAGCUGAUGACGGCAGAGAGCCUGCUCAGUCUGAGAGGAAGCUCAGCCAGUCUGAGGAAGAGCCAGUGGAGUCUGAAGGAUCUGAAGAAGAUGAAGCCGGUCUCAGGACACAAGAAGGCUCGAGUGUACAUGGAGGACGUGACUCUGAACCCGGUCACAGCGUACCCGUUCCUCAUCCUGUCGGAGGACAGGAAGCAGGUGAAGAGAGGAGAGAAGCUUCAGUUCUACAGAAACUCCCAGCAGCGCUUUGACGUGUGGUCGUGCAUCAGCGGGAAGGAGAGCUUCAGCACGGGGAGGCACUACUGGGAG
Messenger RNA from Notothenia coriiceps (black rockcod), 483 nucleotides. RefSeq names its product E3 ubiquitin-protein ligase TRIM21-like. The transcript has 5 exons. Lineage: Eukaryota; Metazoa; Chordata; Actinopteri; Perciformes; Nototheniidae. The record is from RefSeq and is a predicted model, not a curated record. The annotation marks the transcript as partial.